Messenger RNA from Ornithodoros turicata, 1829 nucleotides. RefSeq names its product lipoma-preferred partner homolog. Lineage: Eukaryota; Metazoa; Arthropoda; Arachnida; Ixodida; Argasidae. The coding region runs from base 299 to 1621 and encodes 440 amino acids. Gene Ontology annotation, cellular component: focal adhesion; stress fiber. Gene Ontology annotation, biological process: cell-cell adhesion. The record is from RefSeq and is a predicted model, not a curated record. The transcript has 10 exons.
CAGCGUCUGGCUGCGUUUAGGGUUAAGUGUACGCGCCGCACGACUACACAGAUAACAAGUAUCGGGUGCGGAGGUGAUUCACGGAAGAUGUUGAAACAUAGGACAUAGCACGUCACUGAGAGACAGGUGACAUCCGCUCGAAUAGUCUGUUCCCAGGCUAUACCGCUGCGGCUACCGUGAGCGUGCAUAUACCAUUUGCCGACAGUAUAACGUCAUACGUGUGAGGCUGUUCGUCUGAUCGCUAAUUGUCCUCACCAAACAACGUUUACCGGAGGAAAGCAAACGUGAUAUCCGAAGCAUGGCAGCACAGUCAGAUUCAGUUGUAAGACAACUGAACAGGUUGCACAUCAGCCACAUGACACCGCAACAGUAUUCGCCACAGCACAGCAAGAAACCUGCCCCUGUGGUUCCUCCCAAGCCGAAGAAGCUGGCAGGAAGGGCACCUCCAGUGCCAGGUGACCAAGUGUAUGCAAACUGUGGUCCGCCCUCGCAAAACGCGACCGUCAAGUUGUCGGCCCUCUCCAAAGCUGAACCUCAGGCAACUCCUGCGUCAGCCGUGGUGGCCGACACGGGGGACCUUCCCCCUCCGCCCCCUCCCGUGUCUGGGCGGCCAACGGUACCCUGUGACGUGCCCUCUUAUUCGGCAGCCAACCAGCCCCUCGUCUCUUGUUUGGCAUCGUACUCUGAGGACCUGCUCCCGCUUCCUCCUCCGUCACCACCUCGGUCGCCCGACAGCCUCACGUACGGCACGACACAAUCGUCCGCCUCCUUCCAGAAUUUUAGACCACAAUCCGCAGCUAGCACUUAUGACACUGGUUCCAUUUAUGAGCCGAUAGUUCCACGGCCACAGAGCCAGAUGUCAGGGUACAGCAGCACGGGGUCAUCCUUGUAUUCCUCCUAUUACCCCGGCAGAACACUGGGGAAGCCAGGUGGCCACCAGAGGCAAGAGGCAGAGGUUGAUCACCUCACCGACCUUCUUGUUCAAAGCAUGGAGAACUCCGGCGAUCCAGACUUCUUCGGCAUGUGCUACAAAUGUGGUGAGAAAGUCCUUGGAGAAGGCAGUGGGUGCACCGCCAUGGAUCAAGUGUAUCACAUAAAAUGUUUCACCUGCUAUGUGUGUGCAAAGGAGCUUCGUGGGAAGCCGUUUUUUGCCAUGGAUGGGAAACCUUACUGUGAAGAUGAUUACUUGAACACCCUAGAGAAAUGCUGCGUGUGUGAGAAGCCAAUUCUAGACAGAAUCCUGAGAGCAACUGGCAAGCCAUACCACCCAGCGUGCUUCACAUGUGUAAUGUGUGGAAAGUGUCUGGACGGCAUCCCGUUUACCGUGGAUGCUACCAACCAAAUACACUGCAUCGAUGACUUCCACAAGAAGUUUGCUCCGCGGUGCUGCGUUUGCUCUCAGCCCAUAAUGCCAGAGCCUGGAAAAGAAGAAACAGUCAGAGUAGUUGCCCUGGACAGAAGCUUCCAUAUCAACUGCUACAGAUGCGAAGACUGUGGGCUCCUGUUGUCCUCCGAAGCAGACGGAAGAGGCUGCUACCCCCUCGACGACCACAUACUCUGCAGGGCAUGCAACGCUCGUCGUGUGCAGACCCUCACGUCGCGGAUGGUCUCCGAGCUUUGAACUCUGUUACGCUGUGGACUGAAUGUUCAGACUUACUGUGAUAAGUUUAGCAUCUUACCCGUGCUUACCUUGCUUGGUGUCAAAUCGUCUCUCCCACAGCUUUUUCUUUUAGACAACUAGAUACAAUGCAUAUACUUAAUGUCCCGCUGGCGCAAUUGUACAUAUGUAACUGUGACAAAAUACUUGCGAAUAAAUCUUGAAAGCACAA